Molecule: messenger RNA, 1461 nt
Organism: Triticum turgidum subsp. durum (durum wheat)
Lineage: Eukaryota; Viridiplantae; Streptophyta; Magnoliopsida; Poales; Poaceae
Source: the annotation of a GenBank genome assembly
AUGGUUUUUUCUCAGACAUCCUCUCUGGCAGUAAAGCUUGCACAAGGACCCAAGCUCUUUACUACAAAGACAAUUCUCCCCAUGGAUCCCCCGGGCGUUGUCUCCUCUGAAAAUGCUGAAUAUGAUUUCUCUGAUGUUUUUGGUUCCAGUCCAGUCGAGACAGCAACAGAACUUUGUGUUGUUGAUCCUGACAGCCCUGCAGCUCCCGUUGAGUCCCCUGAGGAGGUUUAUAAUGAUCCUGCGGUCAUCUUCAAGCGGUCACAUUCUCUUGUUGGUCCAUCAUCACUUGUUAGCUGCUCUUUGGGACUUGGCAAGCUCACUCUAAACAUAGCAGAUGGAUCAUCAGAACUUGUAGGUCACACUACAGAAGAAAAGGAACUUAACCUAGAGCAGUUCAGUGAUGAAGAGUUUGGUGAUGCCGUGACUGAGGAUGAGGGUGUUGGGCUUGAUGACUUUGAAAUCUUGAAGCUUGUAGGCCAAGGGGCAUUUGGCAAAGUCUUUCAGGUGAGAAAGAAGGGUACUUCAGAAAUAUAUGCAAUGAAAGUCAUGAGGAAGGACAAGAUACUGGAGAAAAACCAUUCCGAGUACAUGAAAGCUGAAAGAGACAUACUGACAAAAGUUGACCAUCCUUAUGUAGUGCAGCUGAGGUACUCCUUUCAGACCAAAUAUCGACUUUACCUUGUCCUGGACUUCGUAAACGGGGGGCAUCUCUUCUUUCAGCUCUACAAGCAAGGAUUAUUUAGGGAGGAACUUGCACGAAUCUAUACGGCUGAGAUUAUAUCUGCUGUAGCCCACCUCCAUGCUAAUGGGAUUAUGCAUAGAGAUCUUAAGCCCGAGAACAUCCUAUUGGAUGCUGAAGGCCAUGCCAUGCUAACUGACUUCGGCCUUGCGAAAGAAUUCCGUGAGAACACCCGAUCAAACUCGAUGUGUGGCACUCUCGAGUAUAUGGCCCCUGAAAUUAUUCAGGGCCAGGGGCAUGAUAAGGCCGCAGAUUGGUGGAGUGUAGGAAUCCUCCUGUUUGAAAUGCUGACGGGCAAGCCCCCGUUUGUUGGGAACAGAGACAAAGUUCAGCAGAAGAUAGUGAAGGAGAAGUUGAAGCUUCCUCCGUUUUUGACUAGUGAAGCUCACUCACUGCUGAAAGGAUUGCUGCACAAAGAGGCCGGCAAGCGGCUGGGAACCGGACCUGGCGGCAGCGACGAGAUAAAGAAGCACAAGUGGUUCAAGCCGAUCAACUGGAGGAAGCUGGACGCCAGGGAGAUCCAGCCGAGCUUCCGGCCCGACGUCGCCGGCCUGACCUGCAUCGCCAACUUCGACGUGUGCUGGACCAACACGCCCGUGCUGGACUCCCCGGCCGCCACCCCCGUCACUGCCGGCGGCGGGCAAGGCAACUUCGCGGGGUUCACCUACGUCAGGCCCGCGCCGUUCCUCCAUGACCUGAAGCCGCCCUCGAGCUCUAGCUAG